AUGCAAUAUGCGAGCUACCUUGGAAGUCACUUCCAAACUGGUUAUAAAUACCGUCCACAGGCUCGUUUGAGCAACGCGCCUUGGACAUUCCAAUCCUUUGUUAACCCUCACCUGUGCGAAGACGGUUUUGUCCAGCCAGAAGUGGACAACAGCUCAGUCGCCAGCCUCGGUCAUGUUCAGUACCUUGUGCAAUAA
This is a messenger RNA of Opisthorchis viverrini, 195 nucleotides long. RefSeq lists its product as hypothetical. The transcript has 2 exons. Lineage: Eukaryota; Metazoa; Platyhelminthes; Trematoda; Opisthorchiida; Opisthorchiidae. Bases 1 to 195 code for a protein of 64 amino acids. The record is from RefSeq and is a predicted model, not a curated record.